Cebus imitator (Panamanian white-faced capuchin) is the source of this 3117-nucleotide messenger RNA. RefSeq names its product exocyst complex component 2 (gene EXOC2). Gene Ontology annotation, biological process: Golgi to plasma membrane transport; exocytosis. Lineage: Eukaryota; Metazoa; Chordata; Mammalia; Primates; Cebidae. The record is from RefSeq and is a predicted model, not a curated record. Bases 189 to 2963 code for a protein of 924 amino acids. The transcript has 29 exons. Gene Ontology annotation, cellular component: exocyst.
GGCGCUCCACUGCCAGGCGGAUCUACGCGCUCGGCGCUCGCGGCGGGCGGAAGUGAGGUGCCGGCAGCUGGCGGCCGCGGAGCCUUCGGCGAGACCCACCCGGCCCAGUCUUUGCCGGCCGUGGGGAGCUGCAGGCUGGCUGGAGAUUACUUCUGUAACAGGCUCACCAGUUUGUUCCACAAAGCACAAUGUCUCGAUCACGACAACCCCCACUUGUGACCGGCAUCUCUCCAAAUGAAGGGAUACCAUGGACAAAGGUCACAAUCCGGGGAGAAAACCUGGGGACUGGCCCCACUGACCUUAUAGGCCUGACAAUUUGUGGCCAUAACUGCCUCCUGACGGCAGAAUGGAUGUCUGCAAGUAAAAUAGUAUGUCGAGUGGGACAAGCCAAAAAUGACAAAGGAGACAUUAUUGUCACCACUAAAUCAGGGGGCAAAGGAACCUCAACAGUCUCCUUCAAGCUGCUCAAACCUGAGAAAAUAGGCAUUUUGGAUCAGUCUGCUGUGUGGGUUGAUGAAAUGAAUUAUUAUGAUAUGCGUACUGACAGGAACAAAGGAAUUCCGCCCUUGUCCUUACGUCCUGCUAACCCCCUUGGCAUUGAGAUUGAAAAAAGUAAAUUUUCCCAGAAGGACUUAGAAAUGCUGUUCCAUGGAAUGAGUGCUGAUUUUACAAGUGAGAAUUUUUCAGCUGCCUGGUAUCUUAUAGAGAAUCACUCAAACACCAGUUUUGAGCAGCUCAAAAUGGCCGUCACCAACCUCAAGAGACAGGCUAACAAGAAGAGCGAGGGCAGCCUGGCCUAUGUGAAAGGCGGUCUUAGUACAUUCUUUGAAGCACAGGAUGCCCUCUCAGCCAUCCAUCAAAAACUAGAAGCAGAUGGAACGGAAAAAGUAGAAGGAUCCAUGACGCAGAAACUGGAGAAUGUUCUGAACAGAGCAAGUAAUACUGCGGACACAUUGUUUCAAGAAGUAUUAGGUCGGAAAGACAAGGCAGAUUCCACUAGAAAUGCACUCAAUGUGCUUCAGCGAUUUAAGUUUCUUUUCAACCUUCCUCUAAAUAUUGAAAGGAAUAUUCAAAAGGGUGAUUAUGAUGUCGUUAUUAAUGAUUAUGAAAAGGCCAAGUCACUAUUUGGGAAAACGGAGGUGCAAGUUUUCAAGAAAUAUUAUGCUGAAGUAGAAACAAGGAUUGAAGCUUUAAGAGAAUUACUUCUGGAUAAAUUGCUUGAGACACCAUCAACCUUACAUGACCAAAAACGUUACAUAAGGUAUUUGUCUGACCUUCAUGCCCCUGGUGACCCUGCUUGGCAAUGCAUUGGAGCCCAACACAAGUGGAUCCUUCAGCUCAUGCACAAUUGCAAAGAGGGCUACGUGAAAGACCUGAAAGGUAGCCCAGGCCUGCACAGUCCCAUGUUGGAUCUCGAUAAUGAUACCCGUCCCUCUGUGUUGGGCCAUCUCGGUCAGACAGCGUCCCUGAAGAGAGGCAGCAGCUUUCAGUCUGGUCGAGACGACACGUGGAGAUAUAAAACUCCCCACAGGGUGGCCUUUGUUGAAAAAUUGACCAAGCUUGUCUUAAGCCAGCUGCCUAACUUCUGGAAGCUCUGGAUCUCCUACGUUAAUGGAAGCCUCUUCAGUGAGACUGCUGAGAAGUCAGGCCAGAUUGAAAGAUCAAAGAAUGUAAGGCAAAGACAAAAUGAUUUUAAGAAAAUGAUUCAGGAAGUAAUGCACUCGCUGGUGAAGCUGACCCGCGGAGCACUGCUCCCCCUCACCAUCCGGGAUGGGGAAGCCAAGCAGUACGGAGGCUGGGAGGUGAAGUGCGAGCUCUCCGGACAGUGGCUCGCUCACGCCGUCCAGACCGUCAGGCUUACUCAUGAAUCAUUGACUGCCCUUGAAAUUCCUAAUGACCUGUUACAGACUAUCCAGGAUCUCAUUUUGGAUCUCCGAGUACGUUGCGUAAUGGUCACAUUGCAGCACACGGCGGAAGAAAUAAAGAGAUUAGCUGAAAAGGAAGACUGGGUUGUUGAUAAUGAAGGACUGACUUCUCUACCAUGUCAGUUUGAACAGUGCAUCGUGCGCUCUCUACAGUCACUGAAGGGUGUUCUGGAGUGCAAGCCAGGAGAGGCCAGCGUCUUUCAACAACCUAAAACACAGGAGGAGGUUUGCCAACUAAGCAUCAAUAUCAUGCAGGUUUUUAUAUACUGUCUGGAACAGUUGAGCACCAAACCUGAUGCAGACAUAGAUACUACACAUCUCUCUGUUGACGUUUCUUCCCCUGAUUUGUUUGGAAGUAUCCAUGAAGACUUCAGCUUGACCUCUGAACAGCGCCUUUUGAUAGUCCUAAGUAAUUGCUGCUAUCUAGAACGUCACACCUUCCUAAAUAUUGCAGAACAUUUUGAAAAGCACAACUUCCAGGGAAUAGAAAAAAUAACAGAGGUUAGCAUGGCAUCAUUGAAAGAACUAGAUCAAAGACUCUUUGAAAAUUACAUCGAGUUGAAAGCAGAUCCCAUCGUUGGUUCCUUAGAACCUGGAAUUUAUGCAGGCUAUUUUGAUUGGAAAGACUGCCUGCCUCCAACAGGUGUCAGAAACUAUUUAAAAGAAGCACUGGUGAAUAUAAUUGCUGUGCACGCAGAGGUGUUCACUAUUUCCAAAGAACUGGUCCCUCGGGUACUAUCCAAGGUGAUAGAAGCAGUUUCUGAAGAGCUCAGUCGACUGAUGCAGUGUGUUUCAUCCUUCAGCAAAAAUGGAGCUUUGCAGGCAAGACUGGAAAUCUGUGCUUUGAGGGAUACUGUGGCUGUUUACCUGACACCUGAAAGCAAGUCUAGUUUCAAGCAGGCUUUGGAAGCCCUGCCCCAGCUUUCCAGUGGAGCAGAUAAAAAGUUACUGGAAGAGCUCCUGAACAAGUUCAAGAGUAGCAUGCACUUGCAGCUCACCUGUUUCCAAGCAGCCUCUUCAACCAUGAUGAAAACAUAAAUACCUGCCAAAUAAGGGAAGUCCAGGAAAAUACAAACUUCGAAAGUUGUUGGUAUACAUUGCACUUCAACUAAAAUGAUGUCAUUUGAAAUGCCCAAGAAGUAUUUGUUUUGCCAUUCUUGUUAGAUCAGAUCCUGUAUGACUUUACCUUUAA